This is a messenger RNA of Cladophialophora bantiana CBS 173.52, 4884 nucleotides long. RefSeq lists its product as uncharacterized. The record is from RefSeq and is a predicted model, not a curated record. Gene Ontology annotation, biological process: protein localization to ciliary inversin compartment; nucleoside metabolic process. Gene Ontology annotation, molecular function: catalytic activity; protein binding. Lineage: Eukaryota; Fungi; Ascomycota; Eurotiomycetes; Chaetothyriales; Herpotrichiellaceae. The transcript has 2 exons. Gene Ontology annotation, cellular component: ciliary inversin compartment. Bases 1 to 4884 code for a protein of 1627 amino acids.
AUGUCAGCAGACAACUAUCAUGUAGGGUGGAUCUCUGCCCUUCCAUUAGAGGAGGCUGCCGCCCUGGACAUGCUUGAUGAGAGACAUGACCCUGUCCUACAACCAAGCUACGAUCCCAAUAACUAUGUCUUGGGCCGAAUAGGUCCACAUAAUGUGGUCAUUGCAUGUCUACCUCAAGGAGUCAUUGGUCCUGUAUCGGCAGCUUCUGUAGCAAUACCCAUGCGCGGCACCUUCCCCUCUCUUCAGUUCAUCCUUCUCGUCGGAGUCGGUGGCGGCGUCCCCACAACACAACAUGACAUUCGUUUGGGAGAUGUCGUGGUGAGUCGUCCAACCGGGCAAUUCGGCGGCGUGGUCCAGUACGAUUUUGGGAAAACCCUCCAUCAAGGACGCUUCGUCCGAACUGGCUCACUCAAUCGUCCUCCCGACGUGUUGUUGAAUGCGGUAUCCAGCCUAGAGGCCCAGCACCGCAGCCAGGGAGGUUCCCAGAUCAGUUCCAUUCUCGAGGAUGUUGUUCGGAGGAACCCACGCCGGUGGAAGGCUUGCAUUUAUCCAAGCACGGAUAAAGAUGAAUUGUUUGUACCCUCGUACCCCCACCAAAGCUCAGAAAGCGGACUCUGCGAAGCUUGUGACCGCGGUAACCUUGUCGAUCGGCCACUGCGCACCGAAACGCACCCGGUCAUACAUUAUGGCUUGAUUGCAUCAGGUAGCCAAGUCAUCCGAGAUGCGAUUAUGAGGGAGCGUUUGAGUACAGAAUUGGACGUUCUGUGCUUUGAGAUGGAGGCUGCUGGUUUGAUGAACUAUUUUGACUGCUUGGUUAUUCGAGGUAUUUGUGACUACUCGGAUUCGCACAAAAACAAGCAAUGGCAGGAGUAUGCAGCUGCCACCGCCGCUGCUUAUGCGAAAGAGCUCUUAUUGAUUAUCCACCCGAUGCCUUCCUUCCGAACAGCCAUGGCCGAUAGGACUCGUAGCAGCAGUGAGGGCGACAAUACUCAAUAUAGCCAAGGGCUCUCCUUUCAAGAAGGUUCAGCCUCUACUUUCAACACCGGGCCCCUGUCCGCGAAAGGGUAUUCUUCAGCAGCCGCCGAAUCAGAAUGUCUCAAGUCGCUGUGGUUUCGGGAAAUGGGCGGUCGCAGAGACAACAUCGAUCGUGCCGCUGAGGGAACCUGCUCCUGGCUGACAGAACACUCGGAUUAUCAGAAAUGGGCUGCACAGAAUCACGGUCUACUUUGGAUAACAGGCUCCCCCGGUGCCGGGAAAUCAGUCCUUCUUGACACGCUGGUAAGCGCGGUCGAAAAGCAAAGAGAUGAGAGCGUUAUUGUGGCUUCAUUUUUCAUCCACGGGCGUGGCACAGAGAUGCAGAAAUCCCCAGCCGGACUAUAUCGAUCCAUUCUGCAUCAGAUACUGACAAAAGCGAAGAUUCUACUGACCGAGUUAGCAAACAGUUUCGUGUUGAAGGAACAAAACCAGGGGAAAUAUGGACAUGCUUGGACGUGGCAUGAAAAAGGAUUGUUCGACUUCCUCAAUACUCGAGCAAAACAAUAUACUAGGCACUCUAUCAAAAUUUUCAUAGAUGCCUUGGACGAAUGCGGCGAAGAAACGGCAAGAAAGCUCUCAUCGGAACUUUGGAGCCUGACGACUCCAACUCUGGAGGGUCGCUCAUCAAUAAGCGUAUGCAUAACUUGCCGCCACUAUCCUGUUAUGGACCUAUUUGGUGCCCCUGAGAUCUGUGUCGAAAAUCAGAAUUCGGACGACAUUUCUAGAUUUGUGCAAGGUGGUCUCGCGUUGGUCUUCAACAACCCGCGUUCGCGUAAAGAUCUUGAACACGCAAUUUUGCACAAGGCAGCUGGGAAUUUUUUGUGGACGGCUCUCAUCCUCGAACAAGCAAAGCGCAAAGGGCGCCGUGGCUAUGGUUUGGAAAAAAUAUGCCGGGAAAUUCAAAAUAGCUCUCCAGAGCUUGGACAAAUAUACAAGGAAGCAUUGGUGAAAAUACCGCCAGAGGACAGGACGGACGCACUACGUCUUUUCCAGUGGGUAUGCCUGACCGAGGAGCCGCUUUCCCUGAACCAACUGCGGUAUGCGCUGGCCUUUGACCCGUUGGCACCACCGAGAACUCUCGCCGCGUGGACGAAUUCAGAAACGUUCCCGGAAACAGACGACCAGAUGAAAAGGUUAAUCAAAGCUCUAUCCGGUGGCCUUAUCGAGGUUGUUGAAGGAAUCUACAUCGUUCAAUGCAUUCAUCAGUCCGUCAAGGACUACUUUCUACAGCAAGGCCUUCAAGAUCUCGAGCAAUCUAUCGGCCAAGAGCGAUCACGUUCCGGACUUGACUACACGCUAUCACAAGCCCAUGAGCUCAUUUUCAGAUGCUGCAUGCAUUAUAUCCUCGCCGACGAAAUACUUCGGCUCUCUGUUGAGGAACCGCGAAAUUCAACAACUGAAUAUCCCCUCCUUCAGUAUGCUGUGUCCAAGUGGCCCUUGCAUCUGAAGAAAGCCGACCUCGAUGGCAGAUUACAGCGAGACCUUGUGACAUACCUCCAAUGGCCCGCUCGAACUCGUUUGAAGCAAUGGCUUUUACUCUGCUCCCUGGAUUUGCGUGCUUGUGCUCUUCGACCGGAAGCGCAUUUACUGCACGUGGCCGGUUAUUAUGAUCUUUGUCAUGUCAUAGACGCCGUGGCUGACAACGAAGCACAUGGGACUAUUGAUCCUAGAGAUACCGAGGGAUGCACUCCUCUUAUCUGGGCGGCAAAGAAUGGACAUGCCGAAGCGGUGAGCUCCUUCAUCAGGUACGGCGCCGAUGUCAACGCUUUUGAUUCCGAACGUCGUUCGUCAUUGUGGUGGGCUUCGGGCUACAGUCACCUGCAUGUGGCGGAGAUCUUAAUCAAACACGGAGCAGAUCUCAAUUUGCAAGAUCAACUCGGCCGUACAGCAUUGUUCUCGGCUUCGGCAAGGGCUGAUGAAGUUUCGGUCGAUUUCCUCCUAUCCAAAGGCGCAAAUCCCAACAUACGAAACAAGCAAGGAAGGUCAACACUCUCCUUUAUCAGUGAUUGGGUUCUAGGACAGUCUUACAGAAUUAUCCGAAAGCUGCUUGAAAAUGGCGCACAACCAAGCAGGAUGUUAUCUGAAGAUCAGUCCCUAUUAGAAUGGGCGACGCUCCACGACUUAACUGACAUCAUCGACCUCAUGCUGAAACUCGAUCAAUUCGCACAUGAUGGUAGCCGACGAGCGCUAGCGCUGUUGCACGCCUUGCACCGGAGAAGUUUCUCAGUCGCCCUCAAAUUUGCAAAUGCCGGGAUCAGCCCGCAGAAAUUCACAGAGACCACCGGCGAAACCCCCAUCGCCUACGUCCUUUCGGUGAACUGCCAAUCCAUUGCCGAAGUACUGCUUCAGAAGAAGAAUUGUGACCCCAAUGGUCGAGGUUCAAGGGGAAUUACCCCUCUCAUUGCCACUGCUCAACGGGGACUUGUGGAUAUGAUGAGGUCUUUGAUCAACCUAGGCGCCGAAGUUGAUACUGCGGAAUGUGAAGGCCGCACGGCUUUAUCAUUUGCCGCGGAGGGUGGAUAUAUAGACGGUGUUCGCCUGCUCAUCAAAAAGCAUGCCGACCUAAAUUUGAGUGACAAAAAGGGAAAGACACCACUCAUGUGGGCAGCUGAACACGGGCAUGCGCGUAUGGUCGACCUACUCCUUGAAAAGGGCGCAGACCCUAAAUCUCAAGACUCAUUACGACAAUCAGUAUUGUUCUGGGCAGCCAGAGGUAACAACGUCGAUGUGAUGAAACAGCUGAUGAAGAGCGGCGUGGGUCUAGAGCACCGGAACUCACUGGGUCAGACUGCCCUCUGGUUGGCUAUUAUGCAUCGAAAGCUUGAUGCUGCAGGAUCUCUACUUGCUGCUGGCGCAAACCCCAACGCAACCGAUUUGGAGGGCAAGAGUCCACUUCUAUGGGCAGUGUCUGCUGGUUAUUUCGUUGGAGUCGAACUUCUUCUCGAACAAGGCGCGGAUGCUAAUCUAAAGGACUAUAAGCAGCAAACGGCGCUUCUUGUGGCCACGGCUAACGGCAACAUGGAGCUGGUAAGGCUCCUGCUUAAACACCAUGCGAACCCAGACGUGGAGGAUUUGGACGGAUAUACACCAUUACUGCUUGCGGUCAAGAAAGGUUUGGCAGAAGCAGUGUCGGAUCUCUGCACACCUACCCAAUUAAAUCGCGGAGAUCAUAAUGGCCGUACUCCGCUUCUAUCAGCCGUCAUGAACGGAAACGAAACAAUUGCGAAGUGUCUGUUGGACCAAGGAGCUAAUGCCGAUUGCCAAGGUUAUCGAGGGAGGAGUCCACUGUCCUUUGCUUGUGAAUACGGAUACGAAAGCCUAGUGGGAAUCUUGCUGGAAUACCAGGUCAAUAUCAACAUGCAGGACCAGAAUGGUUGUACUCCCGUCUGGUGGGCAGCGGCUUACGGCAGAACCGCCAUUCUAAAGGUCUUACUUGAGAAUGGUGCCGAUUUAGACAUUUCCUGCAAGUCUGGCGAAUGCCCUCUAUCGAAAACCGUGAGCAAUGGCAAUGUCGAUGCUGCUCGUCUUCUUUGGCAGCAUCUGUCGGCUACUCAUCCUAAUCCCGAAUUCAGCUCCAGCCUGCUGGGAUUGGCAACAGACCACUGUGACUCGUCGAUGGUCUCCUUAUUGAUCGAAGAAGGGGUCAACUGUGGUUAUACCCUCCCUUCUGGCCGAACACUGUUGUCAUGGGCAGCGAAGAAUGGCUGCCUGAAUGUGCUCAAGGCAUUGGACAAACGAGGGGUCGAUCUCGAGUCUCCUUGUGAUCAGCAAGGGCUUACUGCCCUUGAUUUAGCCUACAAGCGGGGCCACAAGAGUGUGGUCGAGUUCUUGAUGGCACACUCGAAAUGA